Lactuca virosa is the source of this 1774-nucleotide messenger RNA. The record is from the annotation of a GenBank genome assembly. NCBI's taxonomy places the organism in Eukaryota, Viridiplantae, Streptophyta, Magnoliopsida, Asterales, Asteraceae.
ACAUAAACCACACGAAUCUUUCGUAUAUUUACAACACCCAUCCAAAAUCGCCAUGGCCAAAACAGUUGUUUCCACCAUCAGUUCUGUCGCCGCGGCUGCAACGGUGGUUCGCAGUGUCGCGCGCGAUUACUUACCUCCUGAAUUCCAAGACUACCUCCAUUUGGGGUUCCGAAAUUUCAUCAACAAGUUCUCCACACAGUUAACCAUGGUCAUCUACGAAUUCGAUGGGUUUGCAGAAAAUGAAAUCUACAAGGCCACAGAACUUUACCUUUCCACCCGAACUUCUCCCCAGAUCCACCGUAUGAAGCUCACCAAGCACGCUAACGAGAAAGACAUCAACGUCGCCAUGGAUACCAACGAAGAGUUUACCGAUAUCUACAAUGGAGUCAAAUUCAAGUGGUGUUUAGUGACUAAUAAGGCGCCGACGAGAGAAUAUUACCGCAACGAUGGUAUGAACAGAUCUACCGGAUCCGAUCUUCGAAUGCUUGAACUCACAUUUCAUCGGAAACACAAGGAUCUCGCUUUGAAGGAAUACCUCCCGUUUAUACUUAAUGACUCGAAAACGAGGAAGCAAGAAGAGAAAAGCGUGAAACUAUUCACUGUAGAUACGAUGAUGAUGCGUUCCGGCUUUCCGAGGAUGUGGGUGCCGGUGAAUCUAGACCAUGACCAUCAGGCGAAUUUUGCGACGCUGGCAAUGGAUAUAGAUGUUAAGGAGAAGGUGAUGAAGGAUUUAGACAGGUUUAUAAAGAGAAGAGACUACUAUCGGAAAGUUGGAAAAGCAUGGAAGAGAGGCUACCUGUUGUAUGGUCCGCCGGGGACUGGAAAAUCAAGCUUGAUCGCAGCCAUGGCGAAUUACUUGAAUUUUGACAUCUAUUACUUGGAGUUGACUGAUGUAAGGUCAAACUCGGAGCUGCGGAAGUUGUUGGUGGCGACUGCUAAUCGAUCGAUAUUGGUGGUGGAGGACAUCGAUUGCUUGUUGGAAUUGCACGAUCGGGUACCACCGAAAUCUUUUACCCGGCGAAAUAAAGGAAGGGGCUACCAUGAAGAACGCAAGGUAACAUUAUCUGGAUUUCUCAAUUUCAUUGAUGGAUUAUGGUCGAGUUGUGCUCAUGAAAAGAUAAUCAUAUGUACCGCAAACCAAAAAGACAAACUUGACCCUGCACUCCUCCGUCCAGGUCGUAUGGACGUUCACAUCAACAUGUCUUAUUGCACUCCGUGCGGGUUUCGGUUACUGACCUCUAACUACCUUGGGAUCACUGAACACAAUCUUUUUGAGGAAAUUGAAGAUUUAAUUGUCAAGGUGGAGAUCACUCCUGCUGAAGUAGCAGAGCAACUAUUGAAGGAUAAUGAUCCCGACAUUGCUCUUGGUGACCUCAUCAAUUUUUUUGAUGUGAAGUUUAAGGAGAACGAAGAGGCAAAAGCAAAGGCAAAGGCAAAGGAAGAAGAAUCUGCCAACAUUAAAGUAGAGGAAGAAGAAGAAUCGGUUGCAAAAGAGAAUAAGAAGAGGAAGAAGAAGAAUCUGUUGCAAAAGAGAAUGACACGAAGAAACAAAUUGAUAUGAAUGGAACUGAUUUAAUCAAUCCACUAUUAGAAAACUCAUCAAGGGAUUGAUUUAGCCAUACGCCUAUACACCCUAUCCGUCCAGAGGCGAUGCUACAUGUAUCAUUGUAUAUAAAAGGUGUCUAUCGACACUCCUUGCUUUGGAAUUUCAGUUAUGUAAAAAAAUUAUAAGGACACCCUUAGAUUUCCGAAUAAAAAUUUAAUAAGCAUGCGC